GAAGAAUUCGUUUUCUAUUUUGGCGGUUUGGGGAGGAAAGCUUUUUGGAGGGCUUAUACUCGCAGGCGAAUCCGCAACAUCGAUUCAUCGCUUGGAACUGUGAACCCUUUCGCCCUUUUCACAUUUUGAAGGUAUGGUGAAGCAUGGAAACAAAUCAAAAGCCUGGUACAAACAGCAGACAAUCUCAGUUCUCAUUGUGUCUGCUUUUCUUAUCCUAUUUGUGUGGAUGAUUUUAUUUCGCAAGGAGUCUCAACAGCAUGAUCUUUUAACUGAGGCAACUCCAAAGCAAAAGUGGGAUAGCUUCAAUUCUCUUGUGCAAUUUAAUCCAAAUAUACAGUUUCGGAAUGGAACUGACAUAAUAUCGCAGAUUCCCAAUUCACCGAAGGCAGUUUUGUUCAUUGCUCAUGGCUGCAAUGGAAAAGCCAUUAACUUCUGGGACAAAUCUCCCAAAUGCCCUUCUUGUGUCGGUCUGCCUGAGGAACGGUUGAUUGUCCUUCAUGCGCUCAGCAGACAUUUUGCAGUUCUUACAAUAUCAAGCUCUCAAAAAUGUUGGACACUGGGGAAGGAAUUAGCGAUCGUGAAAGACAUAAUAUUUUGGUGGGUUAAAAAGAACAAACUCAAGAAACUUCCUCUUGUAGGUUUAGGUGCCUCCUCUGGUGGAUAUUUUCUUUCAGUGCUGGCCACUAAGUUGAAGUUUAAUAGUAUUACUUUGAUGAUUGCUGAAGGGUUGUAUGAACAAAUGGAGGUAACAGAAAGAUACCCACCUACUCUGUUUGUACACAUGCCGAAAGAUCAAUUUAGGCAACAAAAGAUCAAUGAAAAUAUGGAGUUUUUGAAAAGUAAAGGAGCUGAUGUUGCAGAAAUUGAAUGCUUGGAGUUUAGUUUGUCGCCACAUUUUUUGGCUGACCGAAUCCCAGGACUCAACCAGAGUGUUUCUGGUAAGUUGUUUGAGCUUUUCCAAGCCAAGGGCUUCAUAGAUGGAAAUGGAAAGAUGCUCAAAGAUGGGCGGGAAACACGGUGGAAAGAAGCCCUCAAGAGGAGUGAGAUUAAUUUAACCGAUAAUAGUCUAACCCAUCACAUUCAAGAAGAGUUGAAUCUUGCCUUUGCAUACCAUGAAAUGACUAGCUUGGAGUCUGACAAGAUUUUCACAUGGUUUGAAUCUCACAUGCGAUGAUUCUAUCAACAUUGAAACAAAAUCCAGGUUCUUAGAAUCCACACCCUCCCAAACACACGCACGAGAAGAAAAUGUAUGUAGAAUGGUUUUUUCUGUUAACAAUUUUUGUAAUGCUGGCGUUGAUGGUUCUGUAUUUAUGUUUACAUUGCUCAGUUAAGAAAGUUGAAGCAAGAACAUGAAUAAAUGUUAUUUUCAACUCCCA
Molecule: messenger RNA, 1376 nt
Organism: Cucurbita maxima (winter squash)
Lineage: Eukaryota; Viridiplantae; Streptophyta; Magnoliopsida; Cucurbitales; Cucurbitaceae
Exons: 2
Coding region: 134-1174 (346 amino acids)
Source: RefSeq, a predicted model, not a curated record